ACAUGCUUAUUAUUUGGCCGAUGUGCCGUCCAAAGAGGAAAACAAAAGUCAUAAUUGUAUGACAUGAAUACCUGAGCUGACUCGUUAACAAUAAUUUGGACAAUAUGGUCUGCCGGCGAUGCUUAGUGACUAAACAAUAUCUUGCUUCCCAGUUUUCCUUUUCCUUUCUAUCUCUUCUUGUCAAGAAAAUUUCAUUCAGAGAAAAGGUAAACAAAAGAUGCAAGUUAUAGUUGAAUAGGGUAGCUUCAUAGUACAUGUUGAGAUGAAGAAGCAGUACUAUUUUCUGUCGGCGGAGCCACCGAUAUUGGUGGCUCAUUCACCAUCACCACCUCAAGAAACCGUUUUAGUUCUUUCGAAGCAUAAACAUAUAUUAGGAGCUCUAAUCAUUGUCACUGUAGUACUCUCCGUGGCUACCUCUUUAUGUUUAUUUUUCAGGAGAAAGCUCUUUCCUUAUUUUUUCCAACGAUGGAAGCAUAAAGGAAAUUUGAAAAAUGAAGAAUUAUCAUUGAGGAGAUUUGGGUUGGAGGAAUUAGAGAAGGCUACCAAGAAUUUCAGUGAAGAAUGCCUGCUAGGAUCUGGUGCAUUUGGCAAUGUAUAUAAAGGGACUUUUGAUGUUGAAGGUAUUCUAGCAAUCAAGAGGGCUCAUAAUGAUUCAUGCCAAAGUGUUGAAGAAUUUAGAAAUGAAGUAAGGCUACUUUCCAAAGUUAAGCACAAAAACCUUGUAGGUUUGGUGGGAUUUUGUGAAGAAACUGGAGGCAGAAAGGCCAAAGUACUGGUCUAUGAGUAUGUUCCGAAUGGUUCUCUGCUCGAGUACAUUACAAGAAACAGAGGGAGGAGCUUAACUUGGAGGCAAAGAGUUAAUAUAGCCAUUGGAGCCGCUAAAGGAAUAGCUCAUUUGCAUAAUGGAGUGACGCCUAGCAUCAUCCAUCGUGAUAUAAAACCGAGCAACAUACUAGUAGGAAGUAAUUUUGAAGCCAAAGUUUCAGACUUUGGACUGGUGAAGCUGGGGCCUAUUGGAGACCAAUCUCAUGUUAGCAGCCAGAUCAAAGGAACACCAGGUUACCUUGAUCCUGCUUAUUGUUCUAGCUUUCAUUUGAGUCCCUUCAGCGAUGUGUAUAGCUUCGGAGUUAUACUCCUGCAACUUGUUUCUGCUCGGCCUGCAGUUGAUUCAAGCAGGAAUCAAUCCAACUAUCAUAUAAUUGAAUGGGCAAGGCCUAGCUUAGAUAGGGGAAACGUUGCAGAAAUAUUAGAUGCCAAUCUUCUGACAGAAACUUGCAACAUGGAAAUAAUGCUAAAGAUGGGGAAACUUGGUCUAAGAUGCGUAGUGCAGAAUCCCAAAAACCGUCCCACAAUGACUCAGGUGUGGCAAGAAAUAGAAGAGGCUUUAUAUUUAGCUGAUAAUUUCAUUUACAAAGAACCUUCAAGGCGUUCUCGAUCAUCGUCUGGUUAUCAACAGAACAAUCAUGGACGGCAAAGACUAAUAGACUGGGAGUCUUCUCAAAGCUUUGUCAGCAUUGAUGGUGUAGGUUUUCAACGAUUUCGUAUAGAGAUGGAUAGCCCCUCUUUUGAAAGUGUAAGCUUGAGGUGUUUUGAGGCUAGUACUGUUAGCAUUGAUAUUGAUAAUAACAAUUUGAAAUAAAGUAGUGAAGAAGCAGGCAGAGAGGAAGAUAUCAGUUGAACAUAUAUGAGUAUUCAUCCCUGUA
Molecule: messenger RNA, 1703 nt
Organism: Ricinus communis (castor bean)
Lineage: Eukaryota; Viridiplantae; Streptophyta; Magnoliopsida; Malpighiales; Euphorbiaceae
Product: probable serine/threonine-protein kinase PBL11
Exons: 7
Coding region: 263-1639 (458 amino acids)
Biological process (GO): protein phosphorylation
Molecular function (GO): protein kinase activity; ATP binding
Source: RefSeq, a predicted model, not a curated record